UAUUGGCACCAGAUAGGAGGUGGAAAUGGCAGUGGAAGCAUCGUCGGAGCCAGUGUGGCUUACAAAAAACUGGCUGGAGCAAAAGCUGCGUCUUUAUUUCAAAAAUGAGUCCCUCGAACUGGAUAAACUGGAGAUCAGACCAGCAGUGCCCAAGGGUGAGAACUAUGCGAGUGUGAUGAACCGCAUCAAGGUUGAGUUCUCCACCAAGGAUUCGGCGAAAAAGAAUACCAUUACAUUCCUGGCGAAAUCCACAUUCUCCGACAAAGAUCCUGCUUCAGAUCUGCUCUCCGACUAUGGAAUCUACACCAGGGAAAUGGAUAUGUAUGAGAAGAUCCUGCCCUAUCUGGCGGAAUUGGUGCAAAAGGAACUUGGCGACUCCAAGAAGUUGUUCGCCGGGACCGUCAGUGUGGAUCGGGAAAAGAACUGCAUCAUCUUUGAGGACCUCUCGCUGGAACAGUACAAGGUGGUCUCUCGCCUGGACAAGUUGGAUUUGAAGCACACUCACCUUCUCCUGGAUAGGCUGGCCACCUUUCAUGCAGCAGCUGCCGUUUUGGCCGAGCGCAGACCAGGGAUCUUUGAGAGGAACUACGAUCGUGGCUUUUUUAAUAAACACACCCGUGGCUAUGAAACCACAAUGAAAAAUCUCCUGCAGGCUCUGUCGCGCUCCCUGGAGCUUAAUCCGGACCUGAAGCAGCGUUACCAGGCCAAGAUAAAUCACCUGAUAGAUCAUGUAAUGGAUUACGGAGAGAAAUCGACAUCAGUAAACCCAAAUGACUUUGUUACUCUAUGUCAUGGUGACCUUUGGACUACGAAUGUGAUGUUCCAGUAUGACGAACAAGGGCAUCCCAACAACGUCAUCCUAAUUGACUUUCAAUUCAGCGUCUGGAAUUCUCCAGCCAUUGAUCUGCACUACUUGUUCUCCACAGCCAUUCAAGAAAAUCUUCGCUGGAAUCGGCAGCCUGAGUUGGUCCAGUUUUAUUACUACAAGCUAAAGGACUACCUCACGAUGCUCAACUAUUCCGCCCAUAUCCCGAGUUUGUUUGACUUCCAAAAGCAAUUCCAGAAUAGGGCGUUUUAUGCCGUAUUUUCCUCACUGAUUUUCGAGCCCUGCAUGCUUUAUACUGGCAAGGAAAAGGCUUCCAUCGAACAGGGUUUAUCUGAUUCCGAAAGUGGUCUACGGUUCCGAAACUCUGUAUACGAGGCACAGCACAUUCAGGAUAAGCUGCCUCUCGUCCUGCCGUUUUUGGAUCAAUUAGGCUUGCUGGAUGAAAUGUAAAAUUUCUUGGAGUGUCCCAUUAAACUAAUUAAACCGAUUAAACAAGUUUGGUCCAAAAGCAAACAAAAUUCCUUUGAAAAACCUGACUAGUACUUAUUAUCGUACAUGAGGAAUAAUAUGAUUAGCGUACUUGUAUUAAAUACUUGAAAAUAAAUAAAAUAGAAACCACAGGCCUUUACAUUGAAAUAAUAA
Messenger RNA from Drosophila ananassae, 1468 nucleotides. RefSeq lists its product as uncharacterized. The transcript has 2 exons. The coding region runs from base 26 to 1276 and encodes 416 amino acids. Lineage: Eukaryota; Metazoa; Arthropoda; Insecta; Diptera; Drosophilidae. The record is from RefSeq and is a predicted model, not a curated record.